AUGGACUGGGUUGAAAACCUGGAAGAUUUGCAAAAGUCCCCUGCCGGAGGAGCUCUCGAAGGAGCAUUGCUUUGUGUGCUGGAGCUUGGAAUGCUUAUUGGGCAUUAUGAGUCCCAAGGUAUUCUCUAUGACCUCCCUGUGUCCGAUGGAAUGGUCCUUGCAGGGAUGAGCAUAGGGCUGUUUUCAGCGGCAGCUGUAGCCACAUCUUCAUCCCUGUUUGAGCUUGCCCACACUGGUUCUACUAGUGUACGGGUGGCCUUCCGCUUUGGAUUGCACGUCGGCCGGGUAUCACAUAUGCUUGAGCCUCUGGGCGAGGUUCGCAAAAGCUGGGCAUAUGUGGUAGCUGGACUUGAUGUGGCAGAGGUGCAAGAUGCACUGGAUGCGUAUAAUACGGACACAAAAAACUCGGAUAUUUGUCGGGUAUGCAUCAGCCAUGCAGACUCAAUUUCGGUUGGAAUUACGGGGCCUCCAUCUCGUCUUGAAAGUCUCUUCCGCCAUUCGCCCGUGCUGCGAAACGCGAAACGAUCUCCACUCCCCAUUUACGGGGGUCUCUGCCAUGUCUCACAUAUUUACAGCCAUGAAGAUGUCCAUGAAAUUCUGAGAGGCUUUGGAACUGCGAAGGAAAACCGUCGUCCGGUGUAUAUCCCAUUACUGUCUCCUAACUCGGGAAAGCCAUUCAUUGCCGAUGAUGCCGCACAGCUGUACGAGGCCAUCUGCACGGAGGCAUUGACUAUGCCUCUGUUCCCUGACAAGCUCAGCUCGGGUAUCACAUUGAAUCUUUCCAGCGUUGAGUCCAAAGAAUGCGAGGUUUAUCAGUUUCAUCGCUCCGUGGCCUCGGACCAGAUUCUCGCAAGCAUUGGGGCUAGUCUUCCAAGCAUCCAGCUGAAAACACAGAACUUGAUGGACUGGAUCCACAAAGAAACUAAACUUCCAAGUCCAAACCCUUCCCAAAAGCUUGCCAUCGUGGGCAUGUCCUGCCGUUUACCAGGAGGAGCAAACGACCCAGAGUUGUUUUGGAAGCUGUUGAUGGAGGGCCGCAACACCUGCACUACCGUCCCACAGGACCGAUUCGACUUGGAGACCCACUUCGACCCGACUGGAAAGACAAUAAAUGCGACAGAGUCUCCAUUUGGAAAUUUCAUUGACCAUCCGGGUCUAUUCGACAGCGGAUUCUUCAAUAUGUCCCCACGUGAAGCUGAUCAAACCGAUCCCAUGCAGCGUCUUGCCCUAGUCACAGCAUAUGAGGCCCUGGAGAUGUCUGGAUACGCUCCAGAUCGAACCGCGUCCACGUGCAGGAAGCGUGUUGGUACUUUCUAUGGUCAGGCCAGCGAUGACUAUCGUGAAACAAACGCCGGGCAACAAAUCGGCACGUACGGUAUACCUGGAGGAGAACGUGCCUUUGGAAACGGCCGCAUCAAUUACUUUUUCAACUUCGGUGGUCCAAGCUUCAACAUUGAUACUGCUUGCUCAAGCGGUUUGGCGGCAGUCAACGCAGCCUGCUCCUCUCUAUGGGCUGGUGAAACGGAUAUGGUGAUUGCUGGAGGAUUGAACGUCAUUACCAACUCCGACAUUUACUGCAUGCUCUCCAAGGGCCACUUUCUGUCCAAGACAGGUCAAUGCAAGGUCUGGGACAAGAGCGCGGAUGGGUACUGUCGAUCAGACGGGGUAGGCUCUGUAGUUAUCAAGAAGCUGGAAGAUGCACUGGCAGACAAUGAUCCCAUCAUUGCCACAAUCGUGUCCGGUGCCACCAACCACUCGUGUGAAGCAGUAUCCAUUACUCAUCCCCAUGCCGGGGCUCAGAAAGACAACUAUCGACAGGUAAUGCACACUGCUGGAGUCAGUCCGUUGGAUGUGAGCUAUGUCGAGCUGCAUGGAACUGGAACCCAAGCAGGGGACGGUGUCGAAUCCGAGUCUGUCGCUAGUGUCUUCGCCCCCCUCACUCAGGCCCGACAGCAACGACUUCAUCUGGGGGCCGUCAAGGCCAAUAUUGGCCACGGGGAGGCGGCAGCUGGGGUGACUUCUUUGAUAAAAGUUCUCCUUGCCUUUGAAAAUGAAGAAAUACCCCGGCACAUUGGUAUCACGACAGAGAUAAAUCCAAUCGUGAUGCAAAAUACGAAGAACCGCAACACUGGUCUUGUUAUGGAGCAUACCAAGUGGCCCAGGCCUGAAAAGCGAGGACGAUAUGCUAUAGUCAACAGCUUUGGAGCCCAUGGCGGAAACACUACGUUGCUCUUGGAAGAUGCUCCGCGUAAGCCCAAGGUGACCCCAGAGUCGCGGGCUGCGUACCCAAUCACCCUUUCUGCAAAAAGCAAGGCAUCCCUGAAGGAGAACACCAAGGCUCUAAUCCAUUUCAUUGAUGCGAAUCCCGACGUGACUCUCGGCGAUCUUUCCUACACCACCUGUGCCCGACGGAUGCACCAUCAUACACGCAUUGCAACCUCUGCCACAAAUAAAGCCCAACUCAGAAGUUUCCUUGAGUCUUCAAUUGAAAAAGUUGGAAGCUUGCGACCAGUUCCAGCUACAGCCCCAGGCGUUGCGUUCGUUUUCACGGGACAGGGUGCUUUCUACCGUGGAGCAGCAGCACAGCUUCUGCGCAGUUUCCCCUUCUUCCGUGAUCAGGUUGCCCAGUUGGAUAAGGUGUCCCUGAAUUUGGGAUUUCCGUCUGUUUUUGCAACAUUGGAAAGGACCGAAGAAGCCAACAACGUUUCACCGAUCCUCUCACAGUUGGCAAUUCUUAUUCUUGAGAUUGCACUUUUGAAAUUGUGGGAGCUUCUGGGCAUUCGACCCAGUUUUGUCAUGGGCCACAGUCUUGGCGAGUAUGCCGCCUUGGUAGCUGCUAAGGUUCUUGCGCCUGCGGAUGCAAUCUAUCUCGUUGGCCGACGGGCAGAGCUUGUCAUGGCUUCUUGUACCGCGGGCAGCCAUGUCAUGCUAUCCGUGCGUGCGAGUGUUGAAGAAAUUCGCAACAUUUCCGAAUCUCACGUCUACGAAAUCUCAUGUAUGAACGAUCUGAAGUCGACUGUGAUUAGCGGAGUUCGUGAGGAGAUCGAAGUUGUGCGCUCAACUCUGGAAGCACGUGGCAUAAAGUGUAUGGAGUUGGAUCUCCCUUUUGCAUUCCACACUGCUCAACUCGAUCCUAUUCUUGAUGAAUUCGAGCAAACUGCGAGACAUAUCACGUUCCACCCUCCUCAGAUCCCCAUCAUAUCUACUCUGCUUGGAAAAUGCAUCUUUGAUGGCAAUACCGUGGACGCGAAAUACCUUCGCCGUGCGUCCAGAGAACCAGUCAACUUCCUCGGCGCGAUGAACACCGCCAGGGGACUAGGGAUCACGGAAGAAGCGGUCUGGCUCGAGGUCGGACAUCAUGCGCUUUGCUCUUCAUUUGUUAAGAGUCACGUCUCUGACGCCCCUAUCGUCCAAUCCUUGCGGAAGGGCGAAGACAACCAUGUUACCUUGACCAAAGCAAUGGCAGCAAUGCAUUGUGAAGGGCUACCGGUAUGCUGGAAUGAAUACUUCAAGCCAGAAGAACAUUCAUACAAUGUUUUGAGGCUAGGCGCCUACCGGUGGAAUAACAAAAACCACUGGAUUCAGUAUGAGGGCACAUGGACUCUAGAUAAGGGCAAUGCACAAAGAGGAGGAAAACAGGCCAUACCCUCUGGACAGUCUAUCGACAGUACCUCUGUGCAACAAAUUGUUUCCCAGAAAAUAACCGACUCGACUGUAGAGGUCACUGCUGUGACCGAUGUGAAACGGUCUGACUUCAUGAAUGCAGUUCUGGGGCAUACUAUUAACGGAAUCGGCGUGGUGUCUGCUUCAAUCUGGACAGAUAUGGCUCUCACUCUGGGCUCAUAUCUGUACAAGCUUAUUGCCCCCUCUGAUGAGCAACCUUCAAUGAAUCUUACCAAUAUGCUCGUCCAGAGUCCUCAAAAACUUGACCAGAGCAGUUCAGGGUCUCAGCUGCUCCAGAUUGAUGCAACACUCAAUCAAGCCACAUCCACUGCCAACAUUACAUGGUACACCCAAUCAGUUAGUGGUCAGCGCUCGAAAGACUCCUUUGCUACAGCCACAAUCACCUAUGAAAACCCAACCGCAUGGACAAAGGAAUGGGGGCGACAAAGCCAUCUGCUGAAGUCGCGCAUCGACACGCUCAUGGCAAUGGCCUCUACAGGAGAAGCAAGUCGUCUUUCAAGGAGCAUGGUGUACGAGCUCUUCCGAAACAUCGUUGAUUACAGUCCCAUUUACCAAGGCAUGCAAUCAGUCGUGCUGAAUCAAUUCGAGGCCUGUGCGGAAAUCUGCCUCCCAGUGGAUAGACACGGGAAGUGGCACACCCCUCCUCACUGGACCGACAGUUUGUUUCAAUUGGCUGGGUUUGUCAUGAAUGGAAGUGAUGCGACGAACACGAAGCAGUUUGCUUAUAUCACGCCUGGAUGGAAGGAUCUGCGCUGCAUAGAGAGUUUUGAGCCGGGCGUCAAGUAUACGAGCUAUGUGCACAUGAUUCCAGAAAAGGGCGACCCCAAUACGUUCCUGGGCGAUCUUUACGUGUUACGAGAGAAUGAGAUUGUGGGCUUGUUGGGCGACAUCAAAUUCCGACGUAUACCGAGAGCUCUUCUGGGAGCCAUGUUCGCGACCCCUGCAGCGGCUGUUGAAAAGACAUCAGCAACACAGCCUACCCGGGCACUGUUGCCCAAGCCUCUUGUUCCCGCCGAAACAACUCUACCGUCAAGGCCACCCGUUGUCGAGUCUUCAUCCCCUACCGUUGUUGCCAACGAACCUGCGGUGAUCACCGACUGCCUUCGGUUGAUUGGACAGGAAACUGGCUAUCCGCCCUCGGACCUCGCUGAUGAGGCCACCUUCCCCGAACUGGGUGUUGAUUCUCUCAUGUCUCUUGUGCUGGCUGAGAAAUUCCGAAAUGAGUUGAGAUUGGAGGUUAGGAGUUCUUUGUUUUUAGAAUGUCCUACCGUGAAGGAGUUCAAGGAUUGGAUCAAGCAGUAUUGUUAG
Penicillium arizonense is the source of this 4992-nucleotide messenger RNA. It is a transcript of the gene nscA, whose product is annotated as non-reducing polyketide synthase nscA. The coding region runs from base 1 to 4992 and encodes 1663 amino acids. Gene Ontology annotation, biological process: secondary metabolite biosynthetic process; fatty acid biosynthetic process. Gene Ontology annotation, molecular function: phosphopantetheine binding; fatty acid synthase activity; 3-oxoacyl-[acyl-carrier-protein] synthase activity. The record is from RefSeq and is a predicted model, not a curated record. NCBI's taxonomy places the organism in Eukaryota, Fungi, Ascomycota, Eurotiomycetes, Eurotiales, Aspergillaceae. The transcript is spliced from 5 exons.